AUGCGUUCCGUAUUCGCUAUCGCCACCGUUGCCCUGAGCAUGGCGCUCCAGGUUACUGCUGCUCCUAUCGCAUGGGGUAGCGAAUUCGCAGCCUCGCAGAUAGAAAGGGACCUCUCAGGACUCAAGCGCAGCGCUGAUCCGGCUGCUGCCGAUUUGAGCGGAUUGAAGCGCUCGAGCACCGAUUUGUCCGGGUUGAAGCGUUCGAGUACAGACUUAUCAGGUCUGAAGGAACGGUCAAGCACAGACCUAUCUGGCCUCAAGCGGUGGAUCGUCGAGCUCGUUCAGCGAGCAUCCACUGACCUCAGCGGAUUGAAAAGAUCCAGCGCCGACCUCAGUGGGUUGAAGCGCUCGACCACCGACCUUUCUGGACUCAAGCGAUCAACUGUCGACCUCAGUGGAUUGAAGAGAGCAGCCACCGACCUCUCCGGGCUAAAGCGUUCGACCGCCGACCUUUCAGGACUCAAGAGAGACGCUGCCGACCUGUCAGGCCUGAAGCGAUCCACCACUGAUCUUUCCGGCCUCAAACGUUCCACGACAGACCUUUCGGGUUUGAAACGUUCCAGCACUGAUCUCUCCGGCUUGUAA
Molecule: messenger RNA, 585 nt
Organism: Didymosphaeria variabile
Lineage: Eukaryota; Fungi; Ascomycota; Dothideomycetes; Pleosporales; Didymosphaeriaceae
Exons: 1
Coding region: 1-585 (194 amino acids)
Source: RefSeq, a predicted model, not a curated record